Messenger RNA from Teleopsis dalmanni, 1509 nucleotides. Its product is annotated as non-homologous end-joining factor 1-like. Lineage: Eukaryota; Metazoa; Arthropoda; Insecta; Diptera; Diopsidae. The transcript is spliced from 6 exons. Gene Ontology annotation, biological process: double-strand break repair via nonhomologous end joining. The record is from RefSeq and is a predicted model, not a curated record. Gene Ontology annotation, molecular function: DNA end binding. Bases 54 to 1295 code for a protein of 413 amino acids. Gene Ontology annotation, cellular component: DNA ligase IV complex; nucleus.
AUUUUUUUUGCACAAUACAUUUUAAAAGGAUUUAAAUUUAAGUUGGAGCCAGCAUGGCUAACAUUAAAACUGAAAAUGGUCAGUUUAUAAUGUUUUGUGUUGUAAAUGGUGAUACAAUGGAAUACAAAGCUACCAACAUGGAUGAGACUUAUGCUGAAAAAUUAAAAAUCUCUGAAGUUAUGAAUCGCGUUAAGGAGUUGAACAAACGUAUACGCUUUGAUGAAAAAACGGUUUGUGACACAUUGACACAGCGACAACCGGAUGAUGAAAUUUGGUUAGAUGAGCAUGAUGAUUCGAAAGGUUUGAAAUUAAAAUAUAUGAUACGUAAGUGUCCAUUUAACUUUAAUUUCUAUCUCAAAAAGCAAGCUGAAGAGGAGCAUAAAUAUUCAUUGAUGGUGCCACUCUUUAAAACCAUUGCCAGUUUAAGCGAGCAAAUUGUUGAGUUGAGAGACGCUGUUACACGUAAAGAUGUUGAAAUUCAGCAGUUUAAGAAAGAAGGUGCUAUUUUAAAGAGAACUACUGUUGCCACAUCAAUGUUUAACUUCGAUGACUUUGAUAAGAAGUAUGACGAGUGUAAUAAACUAGCAAAGGUGUUGGAGCCAGUUGGGUUGCUUUUCAUUGAACAGUUACAAAACAGUACUGAACUGGAGGCAGUAUCAAACUCUGAUGUUGUAAUGGUUGAAAAAAACUGCGAAUCACCUAAAAACUGUGAAUCACCCAAAAAGAGUGAAACUCACAAAAAAGAGCAAAAUAAAAGUCCAAAGGAUAGAAAACGCACUGCUAUGGCUAGAAAGCAAAAGUUACUAAGUCGUCAAUUACAAUCACGAAAACAAAAUUUAGAUUACGAAAGUAGUCAGAGUUUUAGUCAAAAUUCAAUGGACAUACAGGUUGAAACAAAAGAAUCAAAAUCAAGUACAGAGAUAAGAGAAGAUGUUAUAUCAACACCACGUAAGAGAAGAAAAGUUGCUGAAAGUAAAUUACCAGAAUCUGAUAGCGAUGAGAUUUCUGAUGAAGUGCUUAAUUGUAAAACUCCUAAUAGAACUUUAAAUAAAAAAAUAAAUGGGAAGAAAGUUGGAAAACGUGAAAGUACUGCAUUAUAUCUUUCUGAAGAUGAAAGCAGUCAAGUUCAAUCACCUGUUCGAAAACGUGUAGCACCUCAGGUCUCCAAUUCAACAACUUCUGCGGAAGAAACAACUGAUGAGGAUAAGCAAAAAGAUAUUGAAAACAUUUUACUACGUUUGCAAGAAUUAAACAGAACGCGACGUGAAGAGUUAAAUAAAAAUAAAAAAGUUUAAGAUAAAUACAUUUUAGUUUUAUAUAAUACAUAUUCUAUAUAAUUAAAUUAUACAGUUUAAGUAUUUAUUUUUGAAAAAAUUUGAAAUUGAAAGUUAUUACAAAAAUUUAUUUAUAUAAAUCUUAAAAAAAUAUAUAUGUAUAAAUUCAAUAUGAGUCAAUUGAAUUAAAUUAAAUAAAUGUAAUAACUUUUAACGCAAAUUUUUGUAUACAUUU